Molecule: messenger RNA, 1157 nt
Organism: Zophobas morio
Lineage: Eukaryota; Metazoa; Arthropoda; Insecta; Coleoptera; Tenebrionidae
Product: vacuolar protein sorting-associated protein 37A-like
Exons: 6
Coding region: 105-1100 (331 amino acids)
Biological process (GO): protein targeting to vacuole; ubiquitin-dependent protein catabolic process via the multivesicular body sorting pathway; protein targeting to membrane
Cellular component (GO): ESCRT I complex
Source: RefSeq, a predicted model, not a curated record
AAAGAAGGUUAAGUUCAUCAAAUCGAAAAACUUUGUGUUUUUACUAUUAUACUCAUUUAUUGUGAUUAGGUUUUAUUUAAAAGAACUCUUAAAAUAUUUGCCAAAUGUUGCCAAAAAUAUAUAGAAGUGACCCAGACAUUAGGAGACAUCAAAUAAAUACGCUCAAGAUUUUUAACGAUAAUGUUGUAGAAAUUUGUGAAGGUCAUGAAUAUCAAAUUGCUUUCAAAUCUGGUAGAAAUGAGCUUUGUUUACACAUUUCACUUAGUAAAGAAUUCCCCAACGAGAAACCGUUGUUGACGAUAUCGCCUGGUAUUGGACACCAAUGGGUUAACAGUGAUAGUGAAAUUACUGCAGCCCCUGGACUUUUGAAUUUCACAAUACAUUCCGACUUGGGUCGUGUUGUCCAAGCAAUAAUUAGAGAGUUUGAAAGAAACCCGCCUCCUUUGAAAAACGACGGUUCCUCCACUAGUGUGACCCCUGGCAGCAACAUCACUUCACCUACUGUACCGAUUAGAGACAGUGAAAGAUCUAAUUUAAAUUACAGUAUAAUUAAUAGUUUUUCAUCACCCACUCAUUUAUCAAAUAGUCAAAAGAGAUUAGUUUUUCCUGAAUUAAAUAAUUUGUCACUUGAAGAACUAGAAUUUUUAAAUAGUAACAGUGACCGACAGGAGGAAUUUUUAAAUGAAAUUCCAGCAAUCAAAGAACAGAAUAAAUAUCUGGAUGAACUGAUUGUCCAAGUGGAGGAGUUAGCAGAAACAAAUUUGUCAAAACAAGUGGAACUAGUUGAAUUGAAGGCAAACAUUGAUAAAAGAAUAGAAGAAGUAACAAAACUAGCAUUUGAAAACGAGAGACUGCAUGUAAAAUAUCAGAAUUUAUCAGAUAAAUAUUCUCCUGUGAACAUAAAGGAUCAACUGCGAUCUGGUGCUGAAAAAGCUGAACAAGAAUGUGAAAAUAUAGCAGAUUCAUUCCUAAAAGGUGAUAUUGAUGUGGAUAGAUUUGUUACCCUGUAUACAAAAACAAGAAGUUUGUGCCAGACACGAAAAACUAAAGAAGAAAAGCUGUCGCAUCAGUUGGACAGUUUAUUAAAAGCUGGUUUUUAAUUAUACAUUGUGCAAUGUUCUUAUUUAUUUUAUUACUUAAUAAAAAUAUAAACUUUG